CCUCACUGACCGAGCGGCGGGCGGAGAGAGCACGUCAGUCGGCCGGAGCGGGGAGCUGUGUGCACCUCCACUUGGGACUCGUCGCUCCCGGGAGCCGCGCAGCUCCCUUCGCGGUAGCAGAAGCGACAGAGAGCGCCAUCCGCGGACCGUUGCGGCGCCCAGGCCCCGUUGCGCGCGCCCCGCUCGCCCUCGGAGUCGGCCCAGCCCGCCGCUGGUGGAGGCUGAGGCGACGACGGGCGACCGCCGCGAGCCGCCUUAGCCGCUGCGGCCUUCGAUCCUCCCUCCGCCUCCUUCUUUGCCCCCCCCCCCCGCUUCCCUCCUCCCACUUCCCGAGCUCCGGCGUGUCCCGGCCACGCUCGGUGCCGCUGCGGGAACAAAGGAGGAACCCGCGGCGGCGACACCACCUCCGCCUGCGGCUACGACCUGCUCCCGGCCGGCCGCGGCGGUUCCAGGGCGGCCGGCUUACCUAUCCCGGAGGCCUCGGCCCGGCUCUACUGCGCCGGCGUCGCGCGCGAGCCCGGCUCCUGCCCCCGCAGGGAGAACAAUGGCUCAGGAGACUAACCAGACCCCAGGGCCUAUGCUGUGUAGUACAGGAUGUGGCUUUUAUGGGAAUCCUAGAACAAAUGGAAUGUGUUCUGUUUGCUACAAAGAACAUCUUCAGAGACAGCAGAAUAGUGGCAGAAUGAGCCCAAUGGGAACAGCUAGUGGUUCCAACAGUCCUACCUCAGAUUCUGCAUCUGUACAAAGGGCAGACACUAGUUUAAACAACUGUGAAGGUGCUGCUGGCAGCACAACUGAAAAAUCAAGAAAUGUGCCUGUGGCUGCCUUGCCUGUAACUCAGCAAAUGACAGAAAUGAGCAUUUCAAGAGAAGACAAAAUAACUACCCCGAAAACAGAGGUGUCAGAGCCAGUUGUCACUCAGCCCAGUCCAUCAGUUUCUCAGCCCAGUACUUCUCAAAGUGAAGAAAAAGCUCCUGAGUUGCCCAAACCAAAGAAGAACAGAUGUUUCAUGUGCAGAAAGAAAGUUGGCCUUACAGGGUUUGACUGCCGAUGUGGAAAUUUGUUUUGUGGACUUCACCGUUACUCUGACAAGCACAACUGUCCUUAUGAUUACAAAGCAGAAGCUGCAGCAAAAAUCAGGAAAGAGAAUCCAGUUGUUGUGGCUGAAAAAAUCCAGAGAAUAUAAAUUACUACUUGUGAAGAGACUGAAACUUUGUUUUUAUUUUAAUAUAUCGUAGGAAAACAUUAAAGAGCAGAUGCAUGGCCAUUUUUCUUUGAUGUUCUCCAGAGUUUUACUUCACACUUGUCUGUCUUAUAGUUGAUAUUUUAGGUUGUUUGGGUGUUUGUUACAGGCAGAAUUGGAUAGAUACAGCCCUACAAAAUGUAUAUGCCCUCCCUUGAAUAAAAUUGGAUGAAAAUCUGCACAGCAAAUUGAAAUACACAGAUAACAGGGACAAAAUUUAGUUCCCUCGUGCCAAACAAAAUAUGUGAAAUAUCUGCAUGUUUGCAGCAUAUCUGCCUUUGGGAAUGUAAUCAAGGUGUAAUCUUUGGCUAGUGUUAUGUGCCUGUAUUUUUUUUAAAAAAUGGUACACCAGAAAAGGACUGGCAGUCUACUUCUACCAUAGUUAAACUUCACGCUGUUAAUUUCUACAUGUUCUUUGGAAGCAGGAAGAAAGCUAUAAAGUGGAUCAGACCUUUCCGUGAAACCAGUGUUCGGUGCCAUAUGUGAGCCUAGUUAAUUAGUCUUCUAAAAGCUGUCAAAUAAGACAUUCUGUGAGAGGUAUACAUCGCAACUGGUUAUAAAGAGUAAACAUCAAGCCAACAGGGUCUUGAGCUAUCUUUGAAACUUACUGUGCUGGCCUGCACCAGAAGAUGUCUGCAUUAUUCUCAUUGCUAAAAAUGCAUAGCACAGAACUGCACUAGGAUUAAUUUGUUUAAAAGAAGAAUUAAAACUCUACGUUUGGUUUUCACAUACAGCAGCUCUGUUGAAUAACAUGCAUCUGAAUUUUAAGUUGCAAAGGUAUCUCAAUAAUUUUUCAUGUGCAUAUUUUGUUGAGUGUUUUGGUUCAAGAAAGAAUGUUUAAAGCUUUUUUAAAGACUUCAGUUCUUAAUGUAACUGUACCCUUCUGCAUGGAAAAUCAUAACCAACAUGGCUGCAGUAGACUUCUUAGUGGUAUCCAGCACCACUUGCAGAGGGCUGCUUUAUCAUAUUAAUUGUACUUGGGUGUAGGACUCUAGUGUUCUUGGGUGUAUUGCAUGGGCUGCAUUAUCUACAGCAUUGUACAAUAACAACUAGAAGAGGCAGUAUACUUCACUGAUGCUUGUCUGGUAAUAUCACUUCUGUGUUAUAAUGGAAGGUUUUUUGUGAUGUAUGAAACUUGUGUUUUUUUAUAUAUAAAUGAGUAUAGUUAGAUUAGUGUCGUGGUAAUGCCUGUUUUCAUCUGUAAAUAGUUAAGUAUGUACACGAGGCACUACUUCUGAUUUACUGCAGUGUUCAGUCUUAGUUUUUACUUUUAUUCUUAAAGCAUUCAGUUUUGCUUUCAAUUUUCUGUAUCUUAGUUUCAGUUAGAUCUGCAGAUGUGUACAGAUAGUUCAUAUUUAUGUAUUGCACAUAAUCAUGCUAUUCAGCAUUGAUGCUAUAUUGUAUUAUGUAAAUAAUAAAAGCCAUGUACAGAGGGAAA
Messenger RNA from Camelus dromedarius (Arabian camel), 2681 nucleotides. It is a transcript of the gene ZFAND5, whose product is annotated as zinc finger AN1-type containing 5. Lineage: Eukaryota; Metazoa; Chordata; Mammalia; Artiodactyla; Camelidae. Gene Ontology annotation, molecular function: zinc ion binding; DNA binding. The record is from RefSeq and is a predicted model, not a curated record. Bases 545 to 1186 code for a protein of 213 amino acids. The transcript is spliced from 6 exons.